AUGGCAGAGGUUGAAGAACCGCCAUCCACCCCUGUAUCGACAAAGACAGCUCCAGAGAAAGUCCUUGGGCCAUCUCCUCCACCACCAGGCACUGAGAUACACACCUCCCAAACAGACGAAAGCCUUGAAACCCCUUGCAAAAAUACCCCGCUAUCUGCUUUGAAAUUUCCCAGACCACAACCACAGGAUGACCUCACUCCGCGUACCAAAGAUGGGUUUCUGCGAGAGAAUGCCUGGCUGCGGGAACAGGUCAGCCAUCUGCAGCAGGAUCUCAACCAUGCGCGCGAGGAGAACUCACAAUUACACACCCGCAUUCAAAAACUAAUGGACGAUCUUGUGGGCGGGCACCAAGCGCACAAUGAGCAAGAGCUUCUUCUCCAAGAGGCGCAACAAAAAGCCUACAGUGUUUUGGAGGAUCCAAUGUGGGAGUCAGACUUUGAAAAGACAACACGCCGGUUAGAUCAGUUUGCAAAGCAGAUUCAGCAAUGGAGCAAGCAGUACGCCUCUCAGAAAGACUUGCGCGAGUUGAUGGGGACAUCAAAGGCUCUCCGGGACAGUCUCGAACGUGUUCUCAGGUUGGACGGCGAUGGCCAUCCACACAGUCUAGUCGGAGCCAAGGGGACAAGCAUGGCGUUGUUGGCGUAUCUGACUCAUCUCCUCUUCGAAAAGAUUGUUACGAAACCGUUUUUCUUUCUUGACAGCUCCAGUCCAGUCACUGCCGAGGCCAAGGAAGUCGGUUUAAUAAAGAUGUACAGAGACACUCUUUACUAUGACGAGGUCGAGGCUCAGCAGUGGCGUGCGCAGACAUUGAGACUUUUACGCCCCCGGUCAAGCACGCAGGAAGCUCCCAAAGCAGAGCAUGUAGUUGAAUUGAAUGCAACGACGCAAGCAGACAUGAAAGUCGCAUGCAACAAACUUGUCGCUGGGUUUUUUAGAUCAGCUAUGCGUCUACUGAUCAACAAGGAUGAAGACCAGAAAGCAAUGAAAACAGGUCUACACAAAAUCUUCCACGAGGCUGGAGAGCUUUCGUGCUACAUUGGCACCCAAAAAGAACCUGUUUACGAGGCUCAUGCAUCUCAUCGAGCCCAACUUGAUGAAGAUGAGUCUUCGCUCGACGGGCACGAGAUACGCCAGAUGCUGCAUCCUGCAAUUGUUGUGUUUGGCAACUCAGAUGGCACGGAUUACGACAAGCUCACUAUUUGGAAGAAGGCAAUCGUGUGGAUGGGGGUUUCAGAGUAG
This is a messenger RNA of Talaromyces rugulosus, 1239 nucleotides long. RefSeq lists its product as uncharacterized. The transcript is spliced from 3 exons. Lineage: Eukaryota; Fungi; Ascomycota; Eurotiomycetes; Eurotiales; Trichocomaceae. The record is from RefSeq and is a predicted model, not a curated record. The coding region runs from base 1 to 1239 and encodes 412 amino acids.